This is a messenger RNA of Rubroshorea leprosula, 21940 nucleotides long. NCBI's taxonomy places the organism in Eukaryota, Viridiplantae, Streptophyta, Magnoliopsida, Malvales, Dipterocarpaceae. The record is from the annotation of a GenBank genome assembly.
AAAAAACAUGGUAAGAAAGAGAUCAAUGAUAAAUAAAAUUUCUCCUAAAAUACCAAAGCCAAUCGCCACAGAAGCCUAUUCUGGACCAAAGAUGAAGGUGCAUAAAUGUAAAUGAGAAUCCUUUCUUAUGCAGAAAAGAGAAGCGGAGAAUCAAUACUUGACCAGCGAGGAGGUUCUACCAGGAGAAUGGAAGGAAUUCAAGAGUAUGCUUAGCCAACCCCCCGAAACUGAUGAGCAUUUGCCAAGAACAGAACACAAGCAAAUAGCAAUUGGUAUUGGAGCCGAAACAGGGAACACUGUCUCUAAAGGCAAUCCAGAAAACUCUGAAGGAGAGAGUAUUUUAGUCUCCCAAGAGUUUGCUAGCGAAGACACCUGCAAAACGUCAGAAACUUGUGAGGUUGAUGAUAGUCAACUUCGGGCAGGACAGGAACAUGAAGGAACCGGGGAAGGUGAAGUGACAAAGGCAAUGGAGGAUGGAGUAGAAAAGAGUGACCCAAACCAAUACAAUCUAGAUCUUGCAGGAACCUGCUUGAUGACGACGAGUUUUGGAGAGCAAAAUAAUGAAGGUUUGAAGGAGGAAAUAAUCCUUGAUCAACAAGUUGAAGUAACAGCUGCUAAAGAUGCCCCACUGGACGAAGGUCCUGAAGCAAUUGAACCAGAUGCAGCAGCAAGUUCACCCAUGAAUAAGCAUGAAGCAGCUUCAGAAAUCACUGGGGAUGCAAUGGAUGAGCCAGACAAUCUAUCUAUCGAUUUGUCAAGUGUGGAUGGAACUGCACCUAAAUUGGAGGAAAAGCUUAUUCAGGCGCCCAGUAUCACAGUCAGAGAUGAGCAAGCUACAACAGAAUCAAAAUGUCUAGAUGAAGACAAUAUGCAAGGUGAUGCUGCCAGUAAAGGUGUAACUGGAAAUGACCCUGCAGUUGAAGUUAGGAGUUCUAUAUCUAUCAGAGAUGAGAAACUUGAGAACCCUCAAGUCAAGUAUCUUCUAGAGGCAACACCAAUAUUGCAUGGAGGGGACAAGGAUUACAAGGGAGAAGAUGCUGAUGAAAGGAAUAGCAACAUUAGAGAGGAAGAGGUACAUGAUGGAUCCGAGAUCACGUGCCCUACAGAGGCCACCAAAGAAAUCGUAAAAGAUAAUGACAUGCUUCCCUUGCCACAACCAAUAGAAGAAGAAAGACUUGAGAGCUUUAGAGAUAAUGAGAAUAAGGAAGAAAAAUCAGAACAAGGGGUUGAUACAGAAUGUGCCACAGAAAAAGGACAAAAUGAGGAUAUUAGACUUGAAUCUGCAGAAGUAGUUUCAGACCAGGACUUUCAACCUGAUGAAAAAGAUGCUGACAAGUUUGAAGGAGAGAAACUUGAGAAGUCUGAGGCAGCAGCAGAAGAAAGCAUUGUUGGUGAGACAAGUCAGGCAGCUGAAAGUCCAGAGGAAACACCGAACGCUUCAAUGCUGAGACAAGAAGAUAAAUUGCAAAUUGAGUACAAGAACCCUGAUACAACAGAAGCUUUGCCAGAGGAGAAAGGAAAUGAGGAGAAAUCUUUUGUCAUACUAGCUGAACGAAGCAGUAAUGACAUCAAGCAAGGUGAUACCGAUGGACAAAAUGAAAAGACAAUAUUGGAGAAUGAAGAAGAUUCAAAGAUCUUGCAGGAAAGUGCUAAAACUGAAGACAAGGAAGACGACACAGGUAAGCAGUCCAUAAAUGGUGAAUCUCAAAAUGAAGAUGCCUCGCCAGAAUCAAUUGGAGAAGAAUCGCAUGAGAGCCUUCAAGAACCAAAAAAGGAAGAAAAGAUGCUGGAAAUAGAGGAAUAUGAACAACACGAAACAACCAACACGUUUGAGGAUGAUGAAAAACUAACACAUGAGGAGGAAGAACUUAGUGAUGCUGCCGGUAAAGGUGCAAUUGGAAAUGAUCCCUCAGUUGAAGUUAGCAGUUCUAUAUCUAUCACAGAUGAGAAACUUGAUAACUUUCAAGUCAAGAAUGUUCCAGAGGCAACACCAAUAUUUAGUGGAGGGGACAAGGAUUACAAAGGAGAUGAUGCUGAUGAAAGGAAUAAUAACAUUACAGAAGAAGAGGUACAUGAUGGACCAGAGAUCAUAUACCCUUUAGAGGCCACCAAAGAAAUCAUAGAAGAUAAUAAUUUGUUUCCCUUGCCAAAACUGAAAGAGGAAGAAAGAUUUGAGAGCUUUAGAGACAACAAGAACAAGGAAGAAAAGUCAGAACGAGGGGUUGAUACAGAAUGUGUGACAGAAGAAGGACAAAAUGAGGAUAUCAGACCUGAAUCUGCUGAAGAAGUUCCAGACCAGGACUUUCAAGUUGAUGAAAAAGAUGCUGACAAGUUUGAAGGAGAGAAACUUGAGAAGUCUGAGGCAGCAGCAGAAGAAAGCAUUGCUGGUGAGACAAGUCAAACGGCUGAAAGUCCACAGGAAACACUUAACACUUCAAUGGUGAGACAAGAAGAUAAAUUGCAAUUUGAGGACAAGAGUGUCGAUACAACAGAAGCUUUGCCAGAGGAGAAAGGCAAUGAGGAGAAAUCUUUUGUCAUUCUAGCUGAAGGAAGCAGCAAUGACAUCAAGCACAGUGAGACUGUAGCACAAAAUGAAAGGAAAAUAUUGGAGAAUGAAGAAGAUUCAAAGAUCUUGCACGAAAGUGAACAAGGGAAGAAGCUUGAGCAUUCAAUGCAUCCAACAUCAGAGGGAGAAAUCAUAAAAGAUGAUAAUUUGCUUCCCUUGCCAAAACUGACGGAGGAAGAAAGAUUUGAGAGGUGUAGAGAUGAUAAGAACAAGGCAGAAAAAUCAGAGCAAGGGGAUGAUACAGAACGUGUCACUAAAGAUGGACAAUACAAGGAUCUCAGACCUGAAUCUGCUGAACAAGUUCUAGACCAGAGCUUUCAAGUUGAUGAAAAAGAUGCUGACAAGUUUGAAGGAGAGAAACUUGAGAAGUCUGAGGCAGCAGCAGAAGAAAGCAUUGCUGGUGAGACAAGUCAUAUAGCUGAAAGUCCACAGGAAACACUUGACACUUCAACAGUGAGACAAGAAGAUAUAUUGCAAAUUGAGUACAAGAGUGCUGAUACAACAGAAGCUUUGCCAGAGGAGAAAGGCAAGGAGGAGAAAUCUUUUGUCAUACUAGCUGAAGGAAGUAGCAAUGACAUCAAGCAAGGUGAGACGGAAGGACAAAAUGAAACGAAAAUAUUGGAGAAUGAAGAAGAUUCAAAGAUCUUGCAGAAGAGUGAACAAGGGAAGAAUCUUGAGCAUUCAUUGCAUCUGACAUCUGAGGAAACUGAAAGAAUGCCUUCAGAAGCUGAUAAAAUUCCAACUCUCCUGGAAGGAGUUGUUCAGAACCCGCAAAAAACUCUAGGAGAUGAAGAGAAAGUUACAGAGGCAAUUGAUAACAAGAGCAUUGAAGAAAAGGACACAACAAAGGAGGAUUUAAAACCAGACACUGAGACAUCUGAUGCAAGCAAGGAAAGUGUAAUCUCUGAACAGGAGAUAAAAGCGGGUGAAAUGGUGGUAGAAGCAUUCACAAAGGCAUACAAACUGGACUCACAAGAAAAAACAGAAUAUGAAGAUGUGAUGAAGGACAUGGAAGUUAAUACAAAGAAGGAAGAUACUGAGGAGGUACAUGAAGGUGCUAAAAUUGAAGAUAAGGAAGAGGACACAGGGGCUUCAAUUUUGUUGUUCCAGGUACAUGAUGGACCAGAGCUCAUAUGCCCUUUAGAGGCCACCAAAGAAAUCAUAGAAGAUAAUAAUUUGCUUCCCUUGCCAAAACUGAAAGAGGAAGAAAGAUUUGAGAGCUUUAGAGACAACAAGAACAAGGAAGAAAAGUCAGAACAAGGGGUUGAUACAGAAUGUGUGACAGAAGAAGGACAAAAUGAGGAUAUCAGACCUGAAUCUACUGACGAAGUUCCAGACCAGAACUUUCAAGUUGAUGAAAAAGAUGCUGACAAGUUUGAAGGAGAGAAACUUGAGAAGUCUGAGGCAGCAGCAGAAGAAAGCAUUGCUGGUGAGCCAAGUCAAACAGCUGAAGGUCCACAGGAAACACUUAACACUUCAAUGCUGAGACAAGAAGAUAAAUUGCAAUUGGAGUACAAGAGUGUCGAUACAACAGAAGAUUUGCCAGAGGAGAAAGGCAAUGAGGAGAAAUCUUUUGUCAUUCUGGCUGAAGGAAGCAGCAAUGACAUCAAGCACAGUGAGAUUGUAGCAGAAAAUGAAAAGAAAAGAAUGGAGAAAGAAGAAGAUUCAAAGAUCUUGCAAGAAAGUGAACAAGGAAAGAAGCUUGAGCACUCAAUGCAACCAACACCGGAGGGAGCUGAGAGAAUCCCUUCAGAAGCUGAUAAAAUUCCUUCUCUCAUGGAAGGAGUUGCUCAAAACCCUGAAAAAACCCUAGGAGAUGAAGAGAAAGUUACAGGGGCAAUUGAUAACAAGAGCAUUGAAGAAAAGGACACAACAAAGGAGGAUCUAAAACUAGACACUGACACAUCUGAUGCAAGCAAGGAAAGCAUAAUCUCCGAACAGGAGAUAAGAGGAGGUGAAACGGCAGUAGAAGCAUUCACAAAGGCAUACAAACUGGACUCACAAGAAAAAACAGAAUAUGAAGAUGUGAUGAAGGACAUGGAAGUUAAUACAAAGGAGGAAGAUACUGAGGAGGUACAAGAAGGUGCUAAAAUUGAAGAUAAGGAAGAGGAAACAAAACUUGAGAAGUCUGAGGCAGCAGCAGAAGAAAGCAUUGCUGGUGAGACAAGUCAUAUAGCUGAAAGUCCACAGGAAACACUAGACACUUCAACGGUGAGACAAGAAGAUAUAUUGCAAAUUGAUUACAAAAGUGCCGAUACAACAGAAGCUUUGCCAGAGGAGAAAGGCAAGGAGGAGAAAUCUUUUGUCAUACUAGCUGAAGGAAGUAGCAAUGACAUCAAGAAAGGUGAGACGGAAGGACAAAAUGAAAUGAAAAUAUUGGAGAAUGAAGAGGAUUCAAAGAUCUUGCAGGAGAGUGAACAAAGGAAGAAUCUUGAGCAUUCAUUGCAUCCAACAUCUGAGGAAACUGAGAGAAUCCCUUCAGAAGCUGAUAAAAUUCCAUCUCUCCUGGAAGGAGUUGUUCAGAACCCUAGAAAAACGGUAGGAGAUGAAGAGAAAGCGACAGGGGCAAUUGAUAACAAUAGCAUUGAAGAAAAUGACACAAUAAAGGAGGAUCUAAAACUUUAUACUCAGACACCUGAUGCAAGCAAGGAGAGCAUAAUCUCUGAACAGGAGAUAGAAGUUGGUGAAAUGGAGGUGGAAGAAUUCACAAUGCCAUACAAACUGGACUCUCAAGAAAACACAGAAUAUGAAGAUGUGAUGAAGGACAUAGAAGUUAAUACAAGGAAGGAAGAAGCUGAGGUACAUGAAGGUGCUAAAAUUGAAGAUAAGGAAGAGGACACAGGUGAUCAAUCCAUAAAUGAUGAAUCUCAAAAUGAGGAUGCCUCACCAGGAUCAACUGAAGAAGAAUCACAUGAGAGCCUCCAAGAAGCCAAAAAGGAAGAAAAGAUGCCUGAAGUAGAGGUACAUGAACAACUUGAAACAACCAACACAUUAGAGGAUGCAGAAAUACUCACACUUGAGGAGGAAGAAAUUAGUGAUGCUGCCGGUAAAGGUGCAACUGGAAAUGACCCCUCAGUUGAACUUAGCAGUUCUAUAUCUAUCAAAGAUGAGAAAGUUGAGCACGAUCCAGCGACAACACCAAUAUUGAGUGGAGUGGACAAGGAUGACAAAGGAGAAGAUGCUGAUGAAAGGAAUAUUUACAUUACAGAAGAAGAGGUACAUGAAGGACCAGAGACCAUUUGCCAUUUAGAGACCACCAAAGAAAUCAUAAAAGAUAAUAAUUUGCUUCCCAUGCCAAAACAGACAGAGGAAGAAAGAUUUGAGAGCUUUAGAGAUGAUAAGAACAAGGCAGAAAAAUCAGAAGAAGGGGAUGAUACAGAAUAUGUCACAAUAGAUGGACAAAAUGAGGAUCUCAAACCUGAAUCUGCUGAAGAAGUUCCAGACCAGAGCUUUCAAGUUGAUAAAAAAGAUGCUGACAAGUUUGAAGGAGAGAAACUUGAGAAGUCUGAGACAGCAGCAGGAGAAAGCAUUCCUGGUGAGACAAGUCAAACAGCUGAAAGUCCACAGGAAACAUUUAACACUUCAAUGGUAAGACAAGAAGAUAAACUGCAAAUUGAGUACGAGAGCGCAGAUACAACGGAAGCUUUGCCAGAGGAGAAAGGCAAUGAGGAGGAAUCUUUUGUCAUACCAGCUGAAGCAAGCAGCAAUGACAUCAAGCAAGGUGAGACUGAAGGACAAAAUGAAAACAAAAUAUUGAAGAACGAAGAAGAUUCAAAGAUCUUGCAGGAAGGUGAACAACGGAGGAAGCUUGAGCAUUCAUUGCAUCUGACAUCUGAGAAAACUGAGAGAAUCCCUUCAGAAGCUGAUAAAAUUCCAUCUCUCAUGGAAGAAGUUGUUCAAAACCCUGGAAAAACUUUAGGGGAUGAAGAGAAAGCUGCAGGGGCAAUUGAUAACAAUAGCAUUGAAGAAAAUGACACAGCAAAGGAGGAUCUAAAACUAGAUACUGAGACAUCUGAUGCAAGCAAGAAGAGCAUAAUCUCUGAACAGGAGCUACAAGUUGGUGCUGUGGAGGUAGAAGCAUUCACAAAGGCAUACAAACUGGACUCUCAAGAAAAAACAGAAUAUGAAGAUGUGAUGAAGGACAUAGAAGUUAAUACAAAGAAGGAAGAAGCCGAUGAGGUACAUGAAGGUGCUAAAAUUGAAGAUAUGGAAGAGGACACAGGUGAGCAGUCCAUAAAUGAUAAAUCUCAAAAUGGAGAUGCCUCACCAGAAUCAAUCAGAGAAGAAUCACAUGAGAGCCUCCAAGAAGCAAAAAAUGAAGAAAAGAUGCCUGAAAUAGAGGUACAUGAACAACUUGAAACAACCAGCACAUUUGAGGAUGCUGAAAAACUCACACUUGAGGAGGAAGAAAUUAGUGAUGCUGCCAGUAAAGGUGCAGCUGGAAAAGACCCCUCAGUUGAAGUUAGCAGUUCUAUAUCUAUCAAAGAUGAGAAAGUUGAGAACCUUCAAGUCAAGAAUGAUCCAGAGACAACACCAAUAUUAAGUGAAGGGGACAAAGAUUACAAAGAAGAAGAUGCUGAUGAAAGGAAUAUUAACAUUACAGAAGAAGAGGUGCUUGAUGGACCAGAGACCAUAUGCCAUUCAGAGACCACCAAAGAAAUCACAAAAGAUAAUAAUUUGUUUCCCUUGCCAAAACAGACAGAGGAAGAAAGAUUUGAGAGCUGUAGAGAUGAUAAGAUCAAGGCAGAAAAAUUAGAACAAGGGGAUGAUACAGAAUAUGUCAGAAAAGAUGGACAAAAUGAGGAUCACAGACCUGAAUCUGCUGAAGAAGUUCUAGACCAGAGCUUUCAAGUUGAUGAAAAGGAUGCUGACAAGUUUGACGGAGAGAAACUUGAGAAAUCUGAGGCAGCAGCAGAAGAGAGCAUUGCUGGUGAGACAAGUCAAACAGCUGAAAGUCCACAGGAAACACUUAACACUUCAAUGGUAAGACAAGAAGAUAAAUUGCAAAUUGAGUGCAAGAGCGCAGACACAACAGAAGCUUUGCCAGAGGAGAAAGGCAAUGAGGAGGAAUCUUUUGUCAUACAAGCUGAAGGAAGCAGCAAUGACAUCAAGCAAGGUGAGACCGAAGGACAAAAUGAAAACAAAAUAUUGAAGAAUGAAGAAGAUUCAAAGAUCUUGCAGGAAAGUGAACAAGAGAAGGAGCUUGAGCAUUCAUUGCAUCUGACACUGGAGGAAGCUGAGAGAAUCCCUUCAGAAGCUGAUAAAAUUCCAUCUCUCAUGGAAGGAGUUGUUCAGAACCCUGAAAAACCUCUAGGACAUGAAGAGAAAGCUACAGGGGCAAUUGAUAACAAUAGCAUUGAAGAAAAUGACACAGCAAAAGAGGAUCUAAAACUAGAUAAUGAGACAUCUGAUGCAAGCAAGGAGAAGAUAAUCUCUGAACAGGACAUAAAAGUUAGUGAAAUGGAGGUAGAAGCAUUAACAAAGGCAUACAAACUGGACUCACAAGAAAAAACAGAAUAUGAAGAUGUGAUGGAGGACAUAGAAGUUAACCCAAAGAAGGAAGAAGCUGAGGAGGUACAUGAAGGUGCUAAAAUUGAAGAUAAGGAAGAGGACACCGGUGAGCAGUCCAUAAAUGAUGAAUCUCAAAAUGGAGAUGCCUCACCAGAAUCAAUCGGAGAAGAAUCAUAUGAGAGCCUCCAAGAAGCCAAAAAGGAAGAAAUGAUGCCUGAAAUAGAGGUACACGAACAACUUGAAACAGCUAACACAUUUGAGGAUGCUGAAAAACUCAAAUUUGAGGAGGAUGAAAUUAGUGAUGCUGCCAGCAAAGGUGCAACUGUAAAUGAUCCCUCAGUUGAGGUUGGCAGUUCUAUAUCUAUCAUAGAUGAGAAACUUGAGAACUUUCAAGUUAUGAAUGUUCUAGAGUCAACACCAAUAUUGAGUGGAGGGGACAGGGAUUACGAAGGAGAAGAUGCUGAUGAAAGGAAUAAUAAUGUUAUGGAAGAAGAGGUACAUGAUGGACCAGAGAUCAUAUGCCCUUCAGAGGCCAACAAAGAAAUCACAAAAGAUAAUUAUUUGCUUCCCUUGCCAAAACUGACUGAAGAAGAAAGAUUUGAGAGCUGUAGAGAUGAUGAGAACAAGGCAGAAAAAUCAGAACAAAGGGAUGAUACAGAAUGUGUCACAAAAGAUGGACAAAAUGAGGAUCUCAGACCUGAAUCUGCUGAAGAAUUUUCAGACCAGAGCUUUCAAGUUGAUGAAAAAGAUGCUGACAAGUUUGAUGGGGAGAAACUUGAGAAGUCUGAGGUAGCAGCAGAAGAAAGCAUUGCCAGUGACACAAGUCAAGUAGCUGAAAGUCCACCGGAAACACUUGACACUUCAAUGAUGAGACAAGAAGAUAAAUUGCCAACUGAGUGCAAGAGUGCUGAUACAACAGAAGCUUUGCCAGAGGAGAAAGGCAAUGAGGAGAAAUCUUUUGUCAUACUAGCUGAAGGAAGCAGCAAUGACAUCAAGCAAGGUGAGACUGAAGGACAAAAUGAAAAGAGAAUAUUGGAGAAUGAAGAAGAAUCAAAGAUCUUGCAGGAAAGUGAACAAGGGAAGAAACUUGAGCAUUCAUUGCAGCUGACAUCUGAGGAAGCUGAGAGAAUCCCUUCAGAAGCUGAUAAAAUUCCUUCUCUGGUGAAUGAAGUUGUUCACGACCCUGGAAAAACUCUAGGAGAUGAAGAGAAAGUUACAGUGGCAAUUGAUAACAAUAGCAUUGAAGAAAAUGACACAACAAAGGAGGAUCUCAAAUUAGAUGCUGAGACACCUGAUGCAAGCAAGAAGAGCAUAAUCUCUGAGCAGGAGACAAAAGUGGGUGAAUUGGAGGAAGAAGCAUUUGCAAAGGCAUACGAACUGGACUCUCAAGAAAGAACAGAAUAUGAAGAUGUGAUGAAGGACAUAGAAGUUAAUACAAAGAAGGAAGAAUCUGAGGUACAUGACGGUGGAAAAAUUGAAGAUAAGGAAGAGGACACAGAGCAGUCUGUCAUAAAUGAUGAAUCUCAUAAUGGAGAUGCCUCACCAGAAUCAAUUGAAGAAGAAUCAUAUGAGAACCCCCAAGAAGCCAAAAAAGAAGAAAAGAUGCCUGAAAUAGAGGUACAUGAACAACCUAAAACAACCAACACAUCAGAAGAAGCAGAAAGUCUCAUGUUUGAGGAGGAAGAAAUUAGUAAGCACCAAUCACCACAACUUGCAGAUAAAAUGGAGGAGGGCUCCAAUGAAGAAAAUGCUGUACAAACAGUGAAAGAAAAGGAGGUAUAUGAAGCUGCCACAACAGCAAAUUCAGGAAUAAGCAAGGAAAAUCUGGGCAUAGAGGGUAAUGACAAACCUGGCCUUUUCUCAUCAACAAAAGAUGCAACAGUGGAGGAAAUCUCAAACAAAGACAAAAGCAGCCCCAUGAACUUGAAAGAAGAGGUUAGCGACUCAAGUGUAGCCCUCAAGAGAGAUAUUGAGGAAACAGGUCCUCUGGAGGAAACAACCCCUCAGAAUACAGAAGACCAGCCAGAGCAAAAAAAUGACCACAAUCCUCUUGAUACCACAGAGGAUGAAAUCGAAGAAGACCCCAUUCAGAACUCCUCCUUCAAAUCAGAAGUCUGUAGGGACACUGAAGAACUCUUAGAAAAAGAAAGAACAAAUUUUAGUGAUACCGAAUCCACUGCAGCUGCAAAAGAAGAACCAACAGUAAGGGAAGUUGAACAUGAAGACAAUACAGAGGUAGGUGGAUCUGAAUCUGAUCUUCCUCUAGAAGAGAAAGGCCUGGCUGCAACAGAAACCAAAGGAGUUGACCUGGACAGUGUGGACACCGAUGUGGAAGAGGACUCCACCAACUCUUUUGAGAAGGACAAGGAGAUUCCAACAGCAGCAAAUGAAAUGCAAGAUGAGGCUUCAAACUCAGUAGGUGAAGAUCAGGAAGAGGUUACCACAAGGGUCAUUCCCUUAAAAGAAAUAUUGGAAGGUGACUUGAAGGAAAUUUCUGAAGUGCCAUUGGAAGAACAUGGUCUCGUAUCCACAGAAGCAAGGGAAAUAAAUGAAACUUCAGUGAAAAUUCAAGAUACAUGUGAAACCUCAGAAAGUCGUUCCAUUUCACCAGGAGUAGAAGAGAUGUUGACGCAAAAAGAGGAUAAUCUCUCCAACACAAUAGACAUCCCUUUACUUGGGACUGUUGAUACAGGGGAGGAGAGUGUGGAUGAAAUCAAGAAGCACCUAGGUAAAGAUCGACAUCUCCAUACUGAGCAGUCAGCUGAAACAUACAUCUCCAAGACAAAAGAUGCAGAAGUCUCUGAUGAGGAAGAAACUAGAGAUGAAGGCGAAUAUGAAAAGCCAAUUGAUGAGGCCUUAAAGUGUAUUGAACCUUCUGGUAUAAUAGAGGAUGAUGAAAAAGAUAUCAACAAGGCAGAGAAUUCUUCUCCCAACUUGGUAGGAAGCUUGAAGGAUAAUACUGAUAUAGAAAAGGAAGCAACCAGAUUAGAAAGAUCUGACCAGAUACGUGAGAUCAACAGUGUCAAUGAUGAAGCAUCACAAAUAGAAGAGAAUCUUGAACCAGAGGAAUUUGAUCAGAAGCUCAAGCACGAAACUGACUCAAAGAAUGAAGAUCAAAGCAAUGAAACAAUCCUUGAUUCCAGCAAGAGCCAAAAGGAAGAAAACACCACUGAUGCUCAGAAUCAAGAAGCUGAAAAUGAGAAAGAAGAGGAAAAUGAGAAAGUUAAAGGGGAAAUAGAUAAGAAUAGCAUCAGAGAAAAUGACACUACGAAGGAGGAUCUCAAACUAGAAGCUGAGACAUCUGAAGCAAGCAAAGAGAGCAUAAUCUCCCAACACGACACAAAAGUGGGUGAAAUGGAGUUAGAAGCAUUCACAAAGACAAACAAACUUGACUCGCAAGAAAAAACAGAACAUGAAGAUGCGAUGAAGGACAUAGAAGUUAACACAAGGAAGGAAGAAGCUGAGGAGGUACAUGAAGGAGCUAAAAUUGAAGAUAAGGACAAGGAUACAGAGCAGUCCACAAUAAAUGAUGAAGCCAUUGGAGAAGAAUCACAUGAGAGCCUCCAAGAAGCAAAAACAGAAGAAAAGAUGCCUGAAAUAGAGGUACAUGAACAACUUGAAACAACCACCACAUCAGACGAUGGUGAAAAACUUAUGUUUGUGGAGGAAGAAAUUAGUAAGCACCAGUCAACACGACUUACAGAUAAAAUGGAAGAGGACUCUAAUGAAGAAAAUGCUGUAAAAAUAAUGACAGAGAAAGAGGAAAAUCAAGUCACUCAAGAAAGUAAGGACAUUGAUACACAGAAAACAAGUGAUGGCAGCAGCAAAGGUGCUAACAACUUUGAUGCACCUGCAAGAGUAACCAAUAAAGAGGAGUCUCUGGAGAAGGAAGAUAAGGAAAGAGAACCAGAAAAAGAGGUACAUGAAGCAGACAUAACACCAGACUCAGAAAGAGGCAUGGAAAAUCUCGGCAUAGAGGAAAAUAACCAUCCUGACCUCUCUUCAUCAACUAAAGAUGAAGUUGCAGAGGGAAAAAUUUCAAAGGAAGACGAAAGCAGCCCCAUGAACUUAAAAGAAGUGGUUGGCGGCUCAAGUUUAGCCAUCCUGAGAAAUAUUGAUGAAACAGGUUCAGUGGAGGAAACAGCCCCUCUGACAACAGAGGACAGGCCGGAGCCAAAGAAUGACCAACAUCCCCUUAAUAUCACAAAGGAAGGAAACAAGGGCAUAAUUUUGGAAGAAAUGAAAGAAGACCUUGUUCAGAACUCUUCUUUCGAGUCAGAAGUCUGUAAAGACACUGAAGAACUCUUAGAAAAAGAAAGAUCUAACAUUUGUUACUCUGAAUCCAUUGCAGCAGCAACAGAACAAACAAAAGUAAAGGAAGCUGAUCCAGAAGAUAAUACAGAGGUAGGAGGAUCUGAACUUCCUAUAGAAGAGAUAGGCCUGGCUGCAACAGAAACCAAAGGAGGUCACCUGGACAGUGUGGAUGCCAAUGCGAGAGAGGAUUCCUCCAACUCUUUUGAGAAGGAGAAGGAGAUUCCGAAAGCAGCAAAUGAAAUGCAAGAUGAGACUUCAGAAUCAGUAGGUGAAGAUCAGAAAGAGGUUACCACAAGGGUUGCUCCCUUCAAAGAAAUAUUGGAAGGUGACUUGAAGGAAAAUUCUGAAGUGCCAUUGGAAGAACUUGGUCCCAAAUCAACUGAAGAAAGGGAAAUAAAUGAAACUUCAGAGAAAAUUCGAGAUUCAUGUGAAACCUCAGAAAGUCAUUCCAUUUCACCUGGAGUAGAACAGAUGUUUAUGCAGAAAGAGCAAAAUCUCUACAAUAAAAUAGCUGUUCCUUUACUUGGGACUGUAGAUACUGGAGAGGAGAGAGUAGAUGAAAUCAAGAAGCACGCAGCUGAGGAUCAAGAUCUCCAUGCUGAGCAGUCAACUGAAACAUACAUCUUCAAAACAAAAGAUGCAGAAAUCUCUGGUGGGGAAGAAAUUAGAGAUGAAGGUGAAUAUGCAAAGCCAACUGAUGAGGCUGCAAAGUGCAUUGAACCUUCUGGUAUAAGAGAGGAUGAUGAAAAGGAUGUCAAUGAGCCAGACAAUUCUUCUACCAACUUAGCAGGAAGCUUGAAGGAUAAUAUUGAUGUAGAAAACGAAGCAACCAAAUUAGAAAGAUCCAACCAAAUAAAUGAGGUCAACAACAUCAUUGAUGAAGCAUCACAAAUAGAAGAGAGUCUUAAACCAGAGGAAUUUGAUCAGAAGCUCAAACAUGAAGCGGAGUCAAUAGAUGAGGAUCAAAGCAAUGAAACAAUCCUUGAUUCCAACAACAGUGAAAAGGAAGAAAAUAUCUUUGAUGCUGAGAACCAAGAAGUUAGAAAUGAGAAAGAAGGUUCAAUAGAUAACAAUAGCAUUGAAGAAAAUGGCACCACAAAGGAGGAUCUCAAACUAGAUACUGAGACAUCCAAUGCGAGCAAGGAGAGCAUAAUCUCCCAACAGGACACAAAAGUGGGUGAAAUGGAGGUAGAAGCAUUCACAAAUGCAUACAAACUAGACUCUCAAGAAAAAACAGAAUAUGAAAAUGAAAUGGAGCACAGAGAAGUUAAUACAAAGAAUGAAGAAGCUGAGAAGGUACAUGAAAGCGCUAAAAUUGAAGAUAAGGAAGAGGACACAGAGCAGUCCAUCGUAAAUGAAGAAUAUCAUAUUGGAGAUACCUCACCAGAGUCAAUUGUAGAAGAAUCACAUGAGAGUCUUGAAGGAGCAAAAACAGAAAAAAUGAUGCCUGAAAUAGAGGUACGUGAACAACUUGAAAUGGCCAACACAUUAGGGGAUGGUGAACAACAUAUGUUUGUGGAUGAAGAAAUUAGCAAGCACCAGUCAACACAAAUUCCAGAUACAACAGAAGAGAGCUCUAACGAAGAAAAUGCUCUACAAAUAAUGACAGAAAAAGGGGAAAAUCAAGCCACUCAUGAAGGUGAGGACAUUGAUACACAGAAAACGAAGGAUGACAGCAGCAAGGCUGGUGACAACUUCAAUUUGCCUGCAAGAGUAACUGAUAAAGGGGGAUCUCUGGUGAAGGAAAAUAAGGAAACAGAACCAGAAAAAGAGGUAUGUGAAGCAGACAUAACAGCAGAGUCAGGACCAAGCAGAGAAAAUCUGGGCAAAAUAGAAAAUGAUGAACCUGACCUCUCUUCAUCAACUAAAGAUGAAAUUGUGGAGGAAAUCUCGAAGGAAGAUGAAACCUGCCCCAUCAACUUAAAAGAAGUGAUCAGUGACUCAAGUUCAGCCCUUGUGAGAGAUAUUGAGGAAACAGGUUCUGUGGUGGAAAUAACCCCUCAGAUCACAGAGGACAGGCCAGAUCCAAAGAAUGACCAGGGUCUUCUUGAUAUUACAGAGGAAGGAAAAGAGGAAAUAAUACUGGAAGAAACAGUAGAAGACCUUGUUCAGAAAUCUUCCUUCAAGUCAGAAGUCUGUAAGGACACUGAAGAACUCUUAGAAACUGAAAGAACAAAUAUUAGUGAUUCUGAAUCCAUUGUGGCAGCAAUUGAAGAAACAAAAAUAAAGGAAGCUGAACCAGAAGAUAAUACAAAGGUAGGAGGAUCUGAUCUUUCCUUAGAAGAGAGAGGCCUGGCUGCAACAGAAACCAAAGAAGUUAACCUGGACAAUGUUGACAUCAAUGUGAAAAAGGAUUCCUCCAAUUCUUUUGAGAAGGACGAGGAGAUUCCAUCAGCAGAAAAUGAAAUGCAAGAUAAGACUUCAAACUCAGUGAAAGAGGUUACCACAAAGGAUGCUUCCUUAAAAGAAAUAUUGGAAGAUGACUUGAAGAAAAAUUUUGUAGUGCCAUUGAAAGAACAUAGUUCCACAUCCAAUGAAGCAAGGGAAAUAAAUGAAACUUCAGUGAAAAUUCAAGAUCCAUGUGAAACCUCAGAAACUCAUUCCAUUUCACCUGGAUUAGAAGAGAUGUUGCAAAAAGCAGAUAAUCUCUCCAAUCCAAUAGCUGUCCCUUUACUUGAGAUUGUAGAUACGGGAGAGGAGAGUGUAGAUGAAAUCAAGAAACACACAGGUGAGGAUCGAGAUCUCCACACUGAGCAGUCAACUGAAACAUAUAUCUCCAAAACAAAAGAUGCAGAAGUCUCUAAAGGGAAAGAAACUAGAGAGGAAGGUGAGCAUGAAAAGCCAAUUGAUGAGGAUGUAAAGUGUAUUGAACCUUCUGGUAUAAGAGAGGAUGGUGAAAAGGAUAUUGACAAGCCAGACAAUUAUUAUACCAACUUGGUAGGAAGCUUGAAGGAUGAUACUGAUAUAGUGAAGGAAGAUAUUGAAUUAGAAAGAUCCAACCAGAUACACGACGUCAACAACAUCAAUGAUGAAGCAUUGCAAACAGAAGAGAAUCUUGAACCAGAGGAAUUUGAUCAGAAGCUCAAACACGUACCUGAGUCAAUGGAUGAAGAUCAAAGCAAUGAAACAAUCAUUGAUUCCAACAAGAGCCAGAAGGGAGAAAACACCAUUGACAUCCAGUAUCAAGAAGCUGAAAAUGAGAAAGAAGGGGAAACAGAAACUGAAUUAAAGAGUGAAGAUCCUAUUGAUAAAGAACAAAGUGAAAAUGAGCUCAACAAGGCUGUUAUCUUAUCUAAAGAGGUUGAUGAGGAAGUUAGGAAAGUUGAUGACAGUGAAAACAUUAAAGAACAUGUCAAAGAGGAAGAAUGUAGCAGAAACAACUUUCUCAUGGCUUCAAUAGGAGACAAAACAAUGCAUAAGGUUAAAGACUACAGUCCAAUCUCCACUGAAUGUGUUGAAGGGGCAGAAUUCAAAGAGCCGAUGAAUGCAGAAAGCACCCACAUGAGACAUGAUCCUGUCACUGGGGGAGAAGUAUCCCACACUACAAAAGAAUUAGAAGAAAGAGAACAUGAUGGCAAUGGUGAGAUGCCUUUGACCAAGUUUGUUGAACAAGGUGAAGAGUCAGAAGAAAAGAUCAACAAGGAGAUCACAGCGGAGUCAGACAUUUGUCACAACCAGACCGAUACUGCACCUCUGACAACAGUAGAAGCAGAUAUAAGCUUAAGGAGCAGUGAGCUAGAUGACAAGAUAGAAAACACAUUAAAUGUUGGCUCUGACAAUGCAAAUCCAGAAACAACUAAAAGUGAUGCUAAUCAAGAGAGUAACGAAGUUGAGAAUGAUAAACUUCAAGCCACUUCUUCUGACUUGGCAUCCCGAAUCUCAACUAGUGAAUGUGAGUCAAAGGCUACUAAGGAUAAAACUGAGGUAAUUGAUAGAGAUGUUGGUGCAGAUUACAUUUCCAGAGAACAGAGUGCUAAAGAGACAGAUAAAGCCGAGAAAAGCCCAACUGUGGAAAAUCUGGAUGGAACUGUGGAAACUUCACAUACAGUUGAAUUGGGAAAAGAGAUAUUAGUUUCAGAUGCAAUUUAUAAGCCCCAAGACAAGGGUACUGAAGAGAAAGCAGAAACCAGGAAAAGCCCAAAUGAAGAGACUGCAGCAGUUUUAGAAUCUCAAUUUGCUAAACAAGAUGAUAUUGCAUUUGACAAGGCUCUCCCAGAAGAGAAAUCAGAGGAGGAACUUCAAACUCCAUUCUCCAGAUUGCCUUCUGAUAACAAGGAGAUAGGAACUAUAACCAUUGAGAAGGAAAAGGAAGAGCAAGAGGAGGACAAGGAGAUGCUAGAAACUGGGAGUCCAGAAGAUUUUUCAGAUUUUUCAGAUGCAAAGACAUCAGGAGAUGUAUGCUUGAGAAAUGAAGAACAAAGAGAGCCUAAAGCUGUCUCAGAAGAAGACAUUACGGUUUGUCAGGUUUUCCCAGCAGAGAAAUCAGAGGAGAAAAUUCAGACUACAUCUUCUGUCUUGCCUUCUGAGGGACAGGAGUACAGAACAGCAAAUAUGGCAGGGAAGACAGAAUAUGAUGAGAGGAAGCAAGUGGCAAUCCUGAUGGAUCAGACUCCAGAUGACUAUUCAGAUGCAAACAAAAAAGAAGAGGGAUGCUUCCAAGGCCCAACAAAUUUAGAAACUGUCACAGGAGAUGAUAUCACUACUGGUCAGAGCCUAACAGAAAAUAAAUUAGACGAACAGAUUAAGACAACAAGCUCUGCAAUUCUCUUCAAGGAACAGGAGAGUGAAGCUGCAGUCACCAUUGAGAAGAUAGAAGAAGAAGAAACAGCAGGCACAGGAAUAUUGGAAGGUGGAAGUCCAGAAGAUUCUUGUGAUGCAAAGAAAACAGAAGAAAUACACCUUCAACAAGAAGAGCCUCAGGAGCUUGAAGGUGAUUGGAACUAUGAAACUGUGGCUGCUCAAAGCCCAUUUGUAGAGAAAUCAAAUGAGGAAAUUUCAGCCCCAUCAUCCACGUUGCCUUAUGAAGACCCAAAGCAUGGGACUAAAACCAAAGUUGAUGAUAUGGAAGAAGAAAGAAUGAAGAAAGAGGAAGGACCCACAGAGAUUGGAGCUGUUAUAGAAAAAGAAAUUAUUGCUGGUCAGGUGCUGCCAGCAGAGGAAUCAGAUGCAAAUGUAAAUACUAAAGCAGUUGGGAAAGAAAAAGAAGAGCUAGAAGAUUCCAGCAGCACAGUUAGAGAAGAAAUUAUUGUCAGUCAGGUUCUGCCAGGAGAGGAAACAGAGGAAAAUGGAAAUACCAAAGCAGUUGAGAAGGAAGAAGGAAAGCUAGAAGCUGAGAUUAAUGAAGAUUCAAGCAAGGUCUUUGUGAAACAUGAGCCUACUGAUAGUCAAAAGUUUGCUGCAGAGAAACCAAGGCAGCAGGUUCAAGAAGAGGAGCAUGAAACAAUGAUCAUUGCUAGGAAGAUUGAAGAUGAUAAAAAACAGGAAGCAGAAAUCAUAGAAGAUGACAAUGCAGAUCCAGCAGAGUCAGUGAAAGAUUUAUGCAUGAAAGAGGAUUCCACAGAGGCUGAAACAUUUGAAGAAAAUGAAAUUGCCGCCAAUCAGACUUCCAAGGAAGAGAAAUCGGAGGAACAGAGUCAGAUUGCAAUCUCUGCAUUGCCUUCCGAUGAACAGGAGUGUGAAGGUGCAACUACAGUUGAGAAUACCAACAGCCAGAACUUUUCAGCAGAGACAUCAGAGAAGCAUGUUCAAGAAGAGAAGCAUGAAGCAGCAAUCACUGCUAAGAAGUUAGAAGAUGAUCAAAAAGAGGAAGUAGCAAUUAUAGAAGAUGAGAGUGCACAAGAUGAUAAAGAUUCAAAGACAGUGGAAGAUUUAUGCCUCCAAAAGGAUCACAUUGAACCUAAAGCAGUCCCAGGAGACGAAAAUACACCUGAUCAGGCUCCCAUGGAGAAGAAAGCAGAGGAACAGAUUCAAAUUGCAAUCUCUACAUUGCCCUCCAAAGAAGAAGAGGGUGAAGGUGCAAUGAAAGUUGAGAAUACAAAUGAUUGGAGCAUUUUGGCAGAUAAAUCAGAACAGCUGGUUCAAGAAAAGGACAAUGAAACAGGGAUCAUUGGUGAGAAGAUAGAAGGGAAUAUAAUAGAGGAAGCAGAAACCAUAGAAGACAAGAACACAGAAGAUUCUUCAGAUUCAAAGACAAUGAAAGGUUUGAGCCUGCAAAAGGAGUCGACAGAACCUGAUGCAGUUAUAGAAAGUGAAACUACUGAAAAUCAGACACUCGAAGAAGAAAAAUCAGAGGAACAGAUUCAGAUUGCAAUCCCCACAUUGCCUUCCAAUGAACAGAAGGGUGAAGGUUUAGAAAAAGUUGAGGAUACUGAUGGUCAGACUUUUUCACCAGAGAAAUCAGAAGAGCAGCAUCAAGAAGAGGAGCACAAAUUGGGGAUCAAUGCUAAGAAGACUGAAGAUGAUAAAAAAGAGGAAGUGGAAAUUGUAGAAGAUAAGGGUGAAAAUGAUGCUUCAGAUUCAAACACAAUGAAAGAUUUUUGCCUGCAGAAGGAGUCGAUGGAACUUGAAGCAGUUAUUGAACAUGAAACUACUGCUGAUCAGGCUAUCAUGAAACAGAAAUCAGAAGAACAGAUUCAGACUGCAAUCCCUGCAUUGCAUUCCAAGGAACAGGAGUUUGAAGGUGCCACUACAGUUGAGAAUAUGGAUGGUCAGACCUUUCCAGCAGAGAAAUCAGAACAGCAGCUUCAAGAAGAGGGACAUGAAGCAGUGAUAAUUGGUAAGACAGAAGACAACAAAAAAGAGCAAGCAGAAACCAUAGAAGAUGUGAGCGCUAGAGAUGCUUCAGAUUCUGAGACAAUGAAAGAUUUAUGCCCACAGAAGCAGUCUACAAAGCCUGAAGCAAUUAUAGAAAAUGAAUCUACUGCUGAUCAGACUGCUGUGAAGGAGAAAUCAGAGGAGGAGAUUCAGAUUGCAAACUCCGCAUUGCCUUCCAAGGAAAUGGAGAUUGAAGGUGCUACAACAGUUGAGGAUUUUGAAGAACAGAAAAUAAAUGAAGCAGAACUAUUAGAAGAUGAGAAUCAAGAAUAUGCUGUUGAUGCAAAAGAAGCAGAAGAUGUACUCUUGGGAAAGGGAACGCUUCAGGAGUUGGAAGCAGUUAGGAAAGAAGAAAUACUUUUUUCUCAGAAAAGAGAGGAAGCAGAAAUUAUAGAAUAUGAGAGUGCAGAAGAUGCUUCAGAUGCAAAGAAAAUGAGGGAUUUAUGCCUGCAAAAGGAAUCCCCAGAGCUUGACGCAGCUCUAGAAAAUAAAACUACAGUUGAUCAGACUGUUGUGGAAGAGAAACUAGGGGAAAAGAUUCAGAUUGCAACCUCUGCAUUGCCUUCCAAGGAAAAAGAGUGUAAAGGUGCCACUACAGUAGAGAAUAUUGAAGAAGAGAAAACAAAGGAGGCAGAAAUUCUGGAAGAUGAGAACCAAGAAGAUCUUUUGGAUGCAGAAAAGGCAGAAGAUAUACUCUUGCAAAAUGAAAGGCUUCAGGAGUCUGAAGCAGUUAGAAAAGAUCAAAUUGAAUCUGAUCAAACUCUACUAACAGAGAAGCAACUUCCAACUGCUUCAUCCACAAUGUCUUCUGAGGAACAGGAGCAUGGAAGUACCUCCAAAGUCAAUGAAGAAGAGAAAACAAAGGAAGUUAGGCUAGAAAAGGACUCUUCUGCAGGAAAGCCAAAAGAAAAAGGAGCAGAGGAUAUAUUCUUAGCAAAGGAAAUGCUGCAGGAGCUGGAAGGUGUUGGAAAGGAUGAAAUUACUUUUGCUCAUACUCCAGUGCUAGCAGAGAAUAUUCAGACUCCAUCCUCUGCAUUGCCACUGGAGGAAGAGAAGCUUGGAACCACAACCCGCAGCGAAGAUUUAGGAGAAGGAAAAUUGAAGGAAGAGGAAGUGCUUGAAAGGAAGCUUUCUGAAGUAAAGUCAACAGAAGAUAAAUUCUCUGAAAAGAAAGGGCCCAAGGAGCUUGAAGAUGUUCCGGAAGAAGAAAUCAUUGCUGAACAGGCCCUGCAAGUAGAGGAAUCAUGGGAGAAUGAAACUAAGAGAUCAGUUCAGAAGCUACAAGAACAGAAAAUGAAAGAGGAAGAAAAGCUAGAAGAUGAGAGUUGUGAAAAUCCUCCAGUUGAGACGAAAACAAAAGUGACAUGCUUUCAAAUGGAAGAGCCAAACAAGCUUGAAGCUGUUGCAAAGGACAAAACUGCUGCUGGUCAGACUUUUUCAGUUGAGCAUUCUGAGGAACUUCAAAUCUUGGCUCCUGCAUUAUCUUUGGAAGACAAGUGGAAAACAAUACAAGGAGAUGAACCCAAGAAGAAUGGAGAUUCCAAAGAGAUUAUGGAAGACAAAGAAGUUGCUCAAACAUUUCACCAGACAUCCCUCUCAGAAGAAUCAGCGAAAGCUAGUGACCAAGAAGACCAGCUGAAGGUUCUAGGCAAUGAGAACAAUGCAACAUUUAAAACCACAACAAACAGAAUUCAAAAUGAAGAGCUGUUGGAGGAAACCCAAAAGGUCAAUGCAAACAAUAAUGAUGAAGAAAUCCUAGCUGAAGACAGAAGCAUUAAGGAACCAGACAACAAUUCUUCAGUCGUCAUGACAGCAACCACUCCUGUUAGGAAAGAGGAAUCAGGUGUAGCAAUAUCAGAAAAAGGAAGCACCAAGUGCCUUGGAGAAGCCAUUGAGAUCAUUCAUGAUGUUCAGCAGAUAGAGAAAAUGGCUAAUGAAGCAUCUGAUAAGCAGACUCCAAGGAAAGUAGAACUGGUCGAGAGCACAGGAACAACAGCUUCAACUGGCAAUGAACUUGCUCAACUGGAAAAGAAGGAUGUUGUUGCAGAAACCUCUGAGACAGCUGAAGUAAGAGAUUUGGAACCUGGAAAGGAUAAGGGGAUUUACGCAGAAAGGAAAGAAGGUGAACAUGGAGGAGUGAAAAAAACAGAAGCAAUUGAGGAGCCCACACCGGCUGAGGACAUUUCAUUAGCUAACCUCCUUCAGAAAUCCAGAAAAGAAACUCUGCAAAUGGCAAAAGAAAUGACUGAAGCGAGACAUCCAACAGCAAGCAAAGAAAAAUUGAAAGUUGAAGAAGCAGAAACCAUUCAAGUCAAAGAAGCAAAAACAGAUGAAGAGAAGGAAGACCGAGAGGAACGAAACAAACACGAGAAGAUGGAUUCUGACCCUGAUUCUCCUAUCAUGGUUGAAGCACCUAGAGAUAUCAGCAUCAAGGUUGCACAUAAGAAAUCUCAUAGCAUCCUCUCGGGUGUUGGGUCAAAGGUCAAGCAUUCAAUUUCCAAGGUGAAAAAGGCCUUUAGUUGUGCAUCUCCUCAGGUGGAAAAAUUGAGUGAGAAACUAGACGAGCACAAGUACUGAGAAUCACGGAAUGUUUAGAUGAUAGAUAUUAGGAAUGGAAGAUAUUGUUUUCGCCUUUUGUAUAAAAUUUCAUGUUGAUGUUACCAGGGAUUGAGUUUGUUAUGUAUAUCUACAGCAUGAAUGGUUUCAGUUUUGUGAGAGUAAAAUGGUGCAUAUUUU